Messenger RNA from Cuscuta epithymum, 7701 nucleotides. Lineage: Eukaryota; Viridiplantae; Streptophyta; Magnoliopsida; Solanales; Convolvulaceae. The record is from the annotation of a GenBank genome assembly.
CUGGAAACUAAGCUAUUUUGUUUAUCCAACUAUUUUGGUGAUAUUUGAAGGAGCUGGCUAUUAUUCGAUGUUAGCUUUGUUUAUAUCGUGGGAUCGGCCCACCAUGCGCAUGGUGUGCCAAUCCCAAACGGCGCCGUUUUAAUUAAUAAAAAUCGGCCAUCUUCCCACUUGAGAGAGACGAUGAACAGAGACCCGUUCAAUUAAAACUAUUUCCAGGACUCUUUUGCUAGAGAGAGCUAGACGACGGGAUGGACGAGCUCUUUGCAAGGCAAUUCCACCGUCCACUACAACCCUUAACCCUUCAGAUCUCCCCUCAUGGGACAAUUCCAUGAUUUCUGAGUUCAACACAUACAAGCUUCAUAAUCCCCUCUCGAUUCUUCAAAUCCCUCCCUAAUAAAUGUUUGGAAAAGUGGGUUGGGAUUGGAAUGGGUUUCUGCAGGGGAAUGAAUUUCUCUCAACUUAUGGCUCCUAAAGGUGGGAUUGAAUUUUGGGAUGGCCAUCCAUGGAAAAGUUAUUGCAGGGGAUUGGCUUUCUGCAUGAGAAAGCCAAAGUUGUUUCUAGUUACAUUCUCAUUUAUUUUAGAAAAGUUAUAUUUUUAUUAAAACGAUUUACAUCUCCGUGCUUCUUAAGUUACAUAUCUAUUAGCGUGGGUUACAUGUCAACUUUUCUCAGUAAGUUACAUGUUGUUUACACGUGAUUUACAUUUUAUUAUGCGAGUUACAUAUUUUUAUGUUUGAGUUACAUUAUUUUAUAAGCGAGUUACAUUUUCUGAAGCGUAAGUUACAUUUGUCAUCAACACGAUUUACAUUUGUAAUAACAUGAGUUACAUCAAAAAAAUAACCCUCUGCUAUUGAAACAAAAAAAUGAUUUUUUUUAAAAUCCUUGUGAUGGUCAUGAUAUUAAAAACAAAACAUGUUCACGAUUUAUGUAAAGUAAUUGUGUAGUUAGACUCUUUUUUUCAUUGUUUGCAUUGAAAUCAAUAUUUUAUUCUUUAUAGCAUGCAUUUGAUAAGUUACAUUUCGAAUGGACUUGAGUUACAUUGAUCAAUAACGUGAGUUACAUAUCUUUACACGCGAGUAACAUCAUUCAUACUGUUGGGACAAAAAACAGUUACUGUACACACGUGUACUGUUCACGCGUUACUGUUCACGCGAAUUUUUUUUAAAAUUGUGCAAAACUAUGUCGUUUUGGGUGUGUGAGUACGGUGCUCACAGUGGGGUGAUACCACGGUAUACGAACUGAUUUCAUUACUAGAAUACGAAUGUUUAUUGUAUGACCAUGUUCUACUGCCUUCUUCUCCGGGUUGUUCUAGAAUUUGGAUACCCUUAAAUAGGCAAACACAUUUGUGAUUUGUGAUUUGAAAUAAGGCCUUGUUUCGAAGUACUGUAGAUUAAUGUACCAUAAAGGCAUAACACUGCGGGAUUGUAUGUGCAGGGAUUUAUCCAAUAAGCAGUGGUACAGCUUGAAAAUUUGAAGGGAAUAAAAACCAAGUGGAUCUUAUUUUGUGUGAUUUUUGGUAUUCGUUUAUGUUUUGGCUUGUCAGAUUGAUCAUUUAUGAAGUGUAUGUUGAGUUGUAAUAAUCUGUAGGAGACUUUAAUUGAAUGGGUUAUACGAAGAAGAAUAAAAACCAGGCGGCGAAGGAACAACAACCUAUCCAAUAGUACAACUGCAGUGUGCCGCUCGGAAUCUACCGAAGAGUGAUCUCGGAGCUGUCAUUUUUGGCUGACUGCCAUUUGGACAUUUUGCAUAUUUCAAGAAGGUUAGUCCUGCCAUGCUGCUUUUCCUGUUUAAUCAUAGUGAUCGGAAGCUUCUGGGUACAUUUGAGGCUGCUGGCCACUAAAAACUGAAUACUGACCCAUAUGCAUGGACUAAUGGGGCAGACCACAAAACAGACUUUCCUGCACAAGUGUUAACAUGAUAAAUUGGAUAUUUGUGGAUGGAAUCAAAAUGUUCGGGAGCUGCUAUGCUUUGAAAGAAGACCAGUUUUACCCUGUCAUUGCUGAUAAGUGAUAAGUACUAUGAUCAAGCUCAGUCAAACCAUUCUUGGUUUGAGAUGGACCAUUCUGAAACCGCUAAGAUGAUCAACUUGUUUUCGUCUUCAGCUCAGCCUUAUGCUUGCCCUUAUCAUCAUCAUAAACCUACCACUAAAUCCAGUUGUUCUAUUCCCCAAUACCGUUAUAACGCUCAUUUGCCUUAUGAUGGCGGUAAGCUGCACAAUGCACCUACAAGUGAAGUUCUUCUACAAAAGGAUGCAAAUGCUUUCUCUGAACAGAAAAGAUGGAGCUCUCUGUUCAAAAAUGACACAUCCGCUUAUAUGGUGAGCAAAUAUGAGCGGUUGAAGAUUGCGUCUUCACACCCAACUUCACCCUUGACAGAACAUUACAAUGGGGGAGAGUUGGAAUCUUGUACCCCACUCCCAACAACCAAAACUUAACUUCAUGAGGCAUGGGGAGAGGAGAUUGAGGGAGAUAAAGAAAGUAUUCAUCCAUUUAUUGAGGCUCCUGGCGUCUAUUCGUGGGAAUGGGAGGGAGAGCUGGUUGAAGGAAAUGUAUACAAUAUUCCACCAUUUCUUCAGGUCCCUUAAUAUUCGGUGGGUGGAAGUUCUUCAAACGAACUGAAUGGAGUGUGUGCAGAGAUGGACAGAGUUGAAACAUAUAAAGAGCCAUUUGUUGAAGCUCUUGGUAAUCUAUCAAUGCUGAUGCAAGAGGUUCAACUACUGAAAGAGAGGCAAAUUGAACAAGAAGAGAGAAUUCAGGCUCUUGAGAAGGAUCUGGCAUCGGGCUGUCAUUUGGACAUUUUGCCUAUAUAAAGAAGGUUAGUGCUGGCAUGCCACUUUUCCUUUUUAAUUACAGUGAUCGGAAGCUUCUGGGUGUAUUUAAGGUCUUGGCCCAGGGAAACUAAAUAUUGACCCAUAUGCAAGGACUAAUGGGGCAGACCGUGAAACAGACUUUCCUGCACAUGUACUAAGUACUAACACGAUUGAACCAUUUGUCUUUUAAGGUUAAUAUUCAUACAUGCCUAUAAAUGUUCAUCUUACCAUUCUGUGUCUUCCAAGGUCAAUAUUAAAAUGUUCGAGAGCUGCUAUGCUUUGAAGGAAGACUAAUUUUACCCCAUCAUUGUGGAUAAUUGUUAUGAUCAGUCACACCAUAUCUGGUUUGAGAUGGACCAUUCUCAAACAGCUUAGAUGAUCAACUUGUUUUCAUCUUCAGCUCAGCCUUAUGCUCGUCCUUCUCAUUACCAUAGAUCUGAAGCCAGCUGUUCUAUUCCUUGAAAUCGUUAUAAUGCUCCUUUGCCUUAUGAUGGCAGUAACCCGCACAAUGCAUCUACAAGUGAAGUUAUUUCAAAAAAGGAUGCACAUCCAUCCUCUGAAGAGAAAACAUGGAGCUCUCUGUUCAAAAAAGACACAUCCGCUUAUAUGGUGAGCAAAUAUGAGCGGUUGAAGAUUGCGUCUUCACGUCCAACUUCACCCUUGACAGAACAUUACAAUGGGGGAGAGUUGGAAUCUUGUACCCAACUCCCAACAACCAAAACUUUACUUCAUGAGGCAUGGGGAGAGGAGAUUGAGGGAAAUAAAGAAAGUUUUCAUCCAUUUAUUGAGGCUCCUGGAGUCUAUUCGUGGGAAUGGGAGGGGGAGCUGGUUCAAGGAAAUGCAGACAAUAUUCCACCAUUUUUUCAGGUCCCUGAAUAUUCGGUGGGUGGAAGUUUCUUGGGACGUCCCAAAAAAGAAAGUUGGCAAAGUUUUAAGGGACGGAGGGAGUAUGUAUAAGCCUAUAUCCCCAACCCGCAUCUAUCCUUCGCCCACCACCUGUCAAUCGUUCUACCAUAGCCAAUCCAGGUACGCAUGCACUUCACUAUACUUCUAUUGAGGGGGUGUUUGAAUCUGAUUCUAAAACUGCACUUCACUAUGCAGAAGUUGGAGUGUUUGGGUGAAAAUGCAGAAGUGAUUCUAGAAUCAGUUUUUUUAGAAUUUGGAGGGACCAUCUUUUGAAAAUUGAUUCUGAUUCUGCUUCUGCUUUAAAAAGAAGCAGAAACAGAAAAAGUGAAUUGGUUCGAUUUGUUAUUCCAAAUGCGCAUUUAGUCAUCAUUAUGGUAAACAUCAAUGAGAUGAUAUGAAUUUAGAUGAUUCCAUGUAAAACAAUUGCAGCGUGUCAGCUCGAAACCCCCCGAGGAGUGAUCGAGGAGCUAUCAUUUUUUGUUGUCAUUUGUUUUUUCUCUUAUACUCUUUGUCUCUCUUUCAUGCAUUAUUGUACUUUUUCACCAAGAAUUUUUUUGCAAUAUUUGAUGGUUGUGUUGGUUUGGUAUAAUCGUAUUUGGUAAUGGGGAAGCCCACAUUUGUGUAUUCACUGUAUUGUAAUCAUAUAUAAUUAUCUAUGCAUUGAUUUUUUGUUUUGUUUUUGUUGGUCCAGGACUGCCAAUUGGACCUACCUUUUGCAUAUGUCAAGAAAGUUAGUCCUGGCCUGCUGUUUUUCCUUUUUAACUAAUCUGAUGUGAAGCUUCUGGGUACAUUUGAGGCUGCUGGCCCUAUUUGAGGGGGUUUGGCGUAUGAUUAAUUAUAACAUGGGGUUUGACGCAUAUUUUAAAUCACAGGGGUACAUUAAACCCUAAAUAAAAGCUAAGUAGGACAAAAGCAAGAUAAUGAUAAAUAAAUGUCAAGAUAACGAUAAAAAAAGAUAUGAUAAAAAUAAUAAAAUAAAAUAGACAAAAAUGAUAAAUAGCAUGACUACUCUUUUAUUAAGACAGAGAAAGAUAAAGAAUAAGAAUACACAUAUAUUGGGGAUGGUUUUUUCGACAAGAUUAUCAUAUCGAGAACUUCUAGAUCGCGCAGGAGAUCCCUCUUGGAACCGUUUUAAGGUUCCUAGGAGUGCAAGGCCCGCCUCUAGAAACUAAAGACUUUCUUUUCUAUAGUCUUAAGUUUAUUCUUUAGCUUCCAUCCGUCUUUAGCUUUCAUCCGUCAUUAGCUGUUAUCUUUCGUUGGCAUUUGUACUUUUUACAAGUUUAUAAAAAAAUCUUUCCAUUUAAAAAAUUGGAGAUGAUUCAAAUACAAAGUAAGAAUGAAUCUUGUGCAUUGAUUGCCACAUCUAAUGGCUCAAAAUGAGCCAAAAAUGCACUAAAUUGAAUAAAAACGCAGUGGGAAUUUCAUAAAUAAUCCGAAUUAUUUUGCCACCGCGUAAAAGUGCAGCAGAAGCAUGCAAAAGUGCAACGCUGUGAGGAAAGAGUGCAACUGUUCGCACUGUGCACGGGAACACCUCUUUUUAUUUGAACUCUUCCCUAUAUAUAUGCAUCUAAUGUGAGAAAUUUUAUUAAAUCUUAUUUGUUAUAUUUAGGAUGUUGCACUGAUGCUGCCCUAAUGUUGCACCAAUGCUGCCCUAAUGUUGCACCGUUGCACUAAUAUUGCACAAAUGUUGCACUAAAAUAGCAUCUAUUAUGUAAUGUUCGCUUUGAUUUUGUCAUCUAAAUACGAAUGUUUGCUGUAUUGGCAUGCCUACGAUAUGACAUUUUGGUGAUGUUCUACUUGCCUUCUUCUCCGGGCUGUACUAGAUCGAAUGUAGACACCUUUAAAUAGACAUACACAUUUGUUUAUACGUGUAAAUGUUGAAAUAACAAUGCGGGGUUAAUGUACGUACCAGAGACAUAACAAUGCAGGAUUUUAUGUGCUGAGAGUUGUCCCAGUGGUUCAUCGUGAAAUUGUGAAGGGGAUAAAAGCGAUGGGAAACUUAUUUUGUGUGAUUAUUGGUAUUUGUUUGUGUUUCAGCUUGUCAGAUUGAUCACUUAUGCAGUGUAUUAUUGAAGUGUGAUAUUUUGUAGGAGACUUUGACUGAAUGGGUUCCAUGAAGAAGAAUAAAAACCAGUCAGUGAGGAACGGCGACCGACCCAACAGCACAACUGCAGUGUGCCCACUCGGAACCUCCCGAAGAGUGACCUCAGAGCUGUCAUUUUUGGCUGUAAAAGUCAUACAAUUGAAGAAUGUUUUUCGAAGCUGUUAUUUGGAUUUUCUCUUACACUCUAUGUCUCUCUUUCAUGCAUUGUACUUUUUCACCAAUAAUAUUUUUUGCAGUAUUUGAUGGUUAUGUUGUUUUGGUAUAAUCAUAGUUGGUAAUGGGUGAAUCCCACAUUUGUGUAUUGUAUGUAAUUAUAUAUGCAUUGUGUUUUAUCAAUAUGCUACUCUUUAUAAUUUCUACCAAAUCUGAUAUGAUUCUUUGUUUUAUUUUUGUUGUUUAGGGCUGCCAUUUGGACAUUUUGCCUAUGUCAUGAAGGUUAGUGCUGGCAUGCCGCUCUUCCUUUUUAAUUAUAGUGAUCGGAAGCUUCUGGGUACAUUUGAGGGUGUUGGCCCUGGAAAACUAAAUAUUGACCCAUAUGCAUGGACUGUUCGAGAGGUGCUAUGCUUUGAAAAAAGACCAGUUUUACCCUGUCAUUGCUGGUAACUACUAUGAUCAAGCUCACUCAUGCCAUUUUUCGUUUGAGAUGGACCAUUCUCAAAAAGCUAAGAUGAUCAGCUUGUUUUCAUCUUCAGCUCAGCCUUAUGCUCGUCCCUCUCAUCACCAUAGACCUACAUCCGAAGCCGGUUGUUCUAUUCCGUGAAACCGUUAUAAUGGUCCUUUGCCUUAUGAUGGUAGCCACAAAAUGCAUCUAGAAGUGAAGUGAUUCCACAAAAGGAUGCACAUGCUUCCUCUGAACAGAAAACGUGAGCUCUCUGUUCAAAAACCACACAUCUUCAGGUCCAAGUUCACCCUUGGCAGAGGAUUACAAUGGGGGAGAAUGGGAAUCUUGUUCUUCACCUCCAAUAACCAAAAGUGAACUCGAUGACUCCAUGAGGCAUGCAGAGAGGAGAUUGAGGGAGAUAAAGAAAGUAAUUAUCCAUUUAAUGAGGCUCCUGAAGUCUAUUCUGGCGAAUGGAAGGUACAACAGGUUGAAGAAGAUGCAAACAAUAUUCAACCAUUUCUUCAGGUUCCUGAAUAUUUGGUGGAAGUUCUUCAACUGAACUGAAUGAGGUGUGUGCAGAGGAGGAUAAUGUUGAAAGAUAUAAAUAAAGAGCCAUUUGUUGAAGCUCCUGAUAUUCCAUCAAUGUUUGCUCCAUUUAUACUUUAUAAUUUUAUUGAGAUAUCUUCUAUUUUUACUCAUAUCACUGUAAACUGUUACUUUUUAUUUGAAGCUGAUGCAAGAGGUUCAAUUAAUGGAGAGGCAAAUGAAACAAUAAGAGAAAAUUCAGGCUCUUGAGAAGGAGCUGGCUGGUAUGUGUGCUUGAGAUUUAAGAUCAUCAAAUUUCUGAUUAUCAUUACAGAUCCCAUCUCUUAAAGGUUUCAUCAAAUUUCAAAGAUUUGGUUUCUUUAUGUUGGUUCUUUCUGUCUAAUUUCGAAUUAACCUGAGAUGAAUCCAGUAUCUAUACACAUACUUUGAUCAAGGUAUUUGUGAAUACAAUUAUAUUUAAACGAAAUCGAAGCUAAAAAGGGUAAAAAAAAGAUAAGAUAAAAAAAUACAAUAAAAAAAAAAAUAUGUGAGAUAAAAAAGAUAACAAAUUAAAAAGAUAAAUAACCUGACUACUCUAUUAUUAAAAAGAGCACAUAAUUUUGCACUAAUAUUGCACUAAUGAUGCACGAAGAUUUAUAUUUUAAAAUGUUGCACUAAAACAGCGUUUAGUGUAGCACUAAUGUUGCACUAAAACAACAUCUAAUGUUGCACAAAAACGUCGUCUAAUGUUGCACU